Messenger RNA from Heterocephalus glaber (naked mole-rat), 2867 nucleotides. The record is from RefSeq and is a predicted model, not a curated record. NCBI's taxonomy places the organism in Eukaryota, Metazoa, Chordata, Mammalia, Rodentia, Bathyergidae.
GGGAGGUUUGGGGGAGAAUCCGAAAGCGGAGUCAGCGGUGGGGUCCCGGCGCCGGAGCUGCCGUCCGUUCCGCCCAAGGCAAGGAAGGAGCCGAGCGGCCCGCCGCCCUCCUUCUCCAUGAGGCCUGAGUGAGGCGCAGCGGCGAGAGCCGGCCCUCGGCGCCUCCCCCGCGUCCUAGCCGGAGCGCAGCGGCCGCGGCCCCGGAGGAGGAGGAGCAUGUCGGACGGUUUCGAUCGGGCUCCAGGUGCUGGUCGGGGCCGGAGCCGGGGCCUGGGCCGCGGAGGGGGCGGGCCUGAGGGCGGCGGGUACCCGAAUGGAGCGGGGCCUGCGGGGCGCUCGCGGCACCAGCCGCCGCCGCAGCCCAAAGGCCCGGGCUUCCUGCAGCCUCCGCCGCUGCGCCAGCCCAGGACGGCCCCGCCGCCAGGGGCCCAGAGCGAGGUCCCCGCCGGCUCCCAGCGGCCUCCCCGGCCCGGGGCGCUCCCAGAACAAACGAGGCCCCUGAGAGCUCCACCUAGCUCACAGGAUAAAAUCCCCCAGCAGAACUCAGAGUCAGCAAUGGCUAAGCCCCAAGUGGUUGUGGCUCCUGUGUUAAUGUCUAAGCUGUCUGCCAACGCCCCCGAGUUUUACCCAUCAGGUUAUUCUGCUUAUACAGAAUCCUAUGAAGAUGGUUGUGAAGAUUAUCCUACUCUAUCAGACUAUGUUCAGGAGUUUUUGAAUCAUCUUACAGAGCAACCUGGCAGUUUUGAAACUGAAAUUGAACAAUUUGCAGAGACCUUGAAUGGCUGGGUUACAACAGAUGAUGCUUUGCAAGAACUUGUGGAACUCAUCUACCAGCAAGCCACAUCUAUCCCAAAUUUCUCUUACAUGGGAGCUCGCCUGUGUAAUUACCUGUCCCAUCAUCUGACAAUUAGCCCACAGAGUGGCAACUUCCGCCAAUUGCUACUUCAAAGAUGUCGGACUGAAUAUGAAGUUAAAGAUCAAGCUGCAAAAGGGGAUGAAGUGACUCGAAAACGAUUUCAUGCAUUUGUACUCUUUCUGGGAGAACUUUAUCUUAACUUGGAGAUUAAAUUCCUAAAUAGAGAGUUGAGCAUUUGGAAAUACUUAAUUUGCUGUAUGCUUGAACUGCAGCUAAUGUCUUUUCAGAAUUUCUAUACCACUGAAUUUUUUAUUGAAACCUGCCUUCUCUAGUUGACAGGAUCAGUUUUGGAAGAUGCUUGGAAAGAAAAAUUAAAGACUGAUAUGGAAGAAAUUAUUCAAAGAAUUGAAAAUGUUGUCCUAGAUGCAAACUGCAGCAGAGAUGUAAAACAGAUGCUCUUGAAGCUUGUUGAACUCCGGUCGAGUAACUGGGGUAGAGUCCAUGCAACUUCAACAUACAGAGAAGCAACACCUGAAAAUGAUCCUAACUACUUUAUGAAUGAACCAACAUUUUAUACAUCUGAUGGUGUUCCUUUCACUGCAGCUGAUCCAGAUUACCAAGAGAAAUAUCAAGAGUUACUUGAAAGAGAGGAGUUUUUUCCAGAUUAUGAAGAAAAUGGAACAGAUUUAUCAGGGGCUGGUGAUCCAUACUUGGAUGACAUCGAUGAUGAGAUGGACCCAGAGAUUGAAGAAGCUUAUGAAAAGUUUUGUUUGGAAUCAGAGCAUAAGCGAAAACAGUAAAGUUAAAUUUCAGCAUAUCAGUUUUAUAAAACAGUUUUAGGUAUGAUGAUUUAGCAGAACACAGGAAAGCAAGAACAUGUGUCAUACUUACACCAAAUUAAGGAUGUUGAAUUAUGUUACUAAUGUAUGCAACUUUAAUUUUGUUUAACACUAUCUGCCAAAAUAAACUUUAUUCCCUAUAACUUAAAAUGUGUAUAUAUAUAAAAUAGUUUAUUAUGUACAGUUAAUUCUACUGUUUUGGCUGCAAUAAAAUCGAUUUUGAAAUAAAUGAAAUGUUGAAAGUAAAUUUUGCUAGCUGGUUAGAUGCUUAUCCUUUAAGUUUUCUUUCUUGAGGGAAAAAAAAUGUCAGCCUAGAAAUACAUAUUACUGCAAAAAUGUAGCAUUCUUUUUUAGAUAGGAAUAUUACAGCUUUUAUUUUUGUUUGAUACUUAUGUCUCAAUGAAUUGAAUUUCAAAUAUUGCUGGUUGUGGUGGCACAUACUUGAGAGGCUGAGCCAGGAGGAUCACUGUGAGUUCAAGGCCAGCCUGAGUUACAUAGUUCAAGGCCAGCCUGAACUAUAUAGUGAGACCCUGUCUCAAAACACAAAAUCAAAUAUUAAUCAGAGUCUUGAACAUCCUUAGCACUAGUCUUGGAAUAUAUCCACAAUUGAUUAACAUAUGUAGAUGCUAUUUGAUUCAAAGGACUUGUAAAAUACCAUUAGUAGGGGAAAGAAACUUAGAACUCCCAGCUAAACAACCAAGAUUCUUCACUGAGGAUUCAUUCCACUUCAAGGAUUCUUUUUUUCUUUUACUUUACUAACUUCAUUACCCUAAAGCCUAGACAUUAUUCUGCUUUAUUUAUAUGGCUUUCUCACUUUUAUUUUGUAGCAUGGGUUAUAUUGACUUUUUUAUCAGAGAAUUUUACUAGAUAUUUAUCAUUCAAGUUUUCAUCUGCUUUAUAAUUGAUACACCUCGAGAAUCACUUUUCUAAUAUUUUACUAUAACGUGGUACCACCUCAGUCCAAUCUAAUAUUUUUACCUAAUGUCAAAUGUUUUUCCAACUAAAAGUAAAACUUAUAUAUAAAAGGAUUGCCUGUAAAUACGCAUGUAAAUAGUUCUGUUAAUAAUCCAGUGUUUUACAUUUGGUACAUCUGUGUCUGCUAAUACCGUUAGCUUUCUCACUUUUCUGCUUGUUUGUUCAGCCUGAAUUAAAAUUAGACUUUGAAAAUAAAA